Molecule: messenger RNA, 315 nt
Organism: Drosophila elegans
Lineage: Eukaryota; Metazoa; Arthropoda; Insecta; Diptera; Drosophilidae
Product: bomanin Short 2-like
Exons: 2
Coding region: 81-215 (44 amino acids)
Biological process (GO): defense response
Source: RefSeq, a predicted model, not a curated record
AGCCGAGAGAAUCAGUUGUUGUCAAUAGAUUGAACCGUGCAUUUAUCGUCUUAAACCGGCAAAACUAAUCCAGAAUCAAUAUGAAAUUCUUCUCCGUCGUCACAGUCUUCGUGCUGGGUCUGCUGGCUCUCGCCAACGCUGUUCCCCUGUCGCCCGAUCCAGGAAACGUGAUCAUCAAUGGUGACUGCAAAUACUGCAAUGUUCGCGGCAGCUAGUGCCUAUUUUUGUAAAAAUAUAAAUAACACAAUUUUUAUGUUUUCUACAUACAAUUUAUAAUCAAUACCAACCAAACAAAUACAACAUAAUACAAAUUUA